Molecule: messenger RNA, 2915 nt
Organism: Euleptes europaea (tarantolino)
Lineage: Eukaryota; Metazoa; Chordata; Lepidosauria; Squamata; Sphaerodactylidae
Gene: VAV3
Product: vav guanine nucleotide exchange factor 3
Exons: 27
Coding region: 1-2541 (846 amino acids)
Biological process (GO): cell migration; regulation of GTPase activity; intracellular signal transduction
Cellular component (GO): plasma membrane; cytoplasm
Molecular function (GO): guanyl-nucleotide exchange factor activity; protein binding
Source: RefSeq, a predicted model, not a curated record
AUGGAGCCUUGGAAGCAAUGCGCCCACUGGCUCAUCCAGUGCCGGGUGCUGCCCGUCAACCACCGGGUGACCUGGGACACGGCGCAGGUGUUCGACCUGGCCCAGACCCUGCGCGAUGGGGUCCUGCUCUGCCAGCUGCUCAACAACCUGCGCGCGCACGCCCUCAACCUCAAGGAGAUCAACCUGAGGCCUCAGAUGUCCCAGUUUCUUUGUUUGAAGAACAUAAGAACAUUCCUUACAGCAUGCUGUGAGACGUUUGGUAUGAAGAAGAGUGAACUUUUUGAAGCAUUUGACUUGUUUGAUGUCCGUGAUUUUGGAAAGGUCAUAGAAACGUUAUCCAAACUUUCCCGCACUCCUACUGCAUUAGCCACUGGAAUAAGGUCGUUUCCAACUGACGAGAGUGUGGAUGAUGAAGACAUCUACAAAGGCCUUCCAGAUUUAAUAGACGAAACUGGUGUGGAUGAGGAUGAAGACCUUUAUGACUGUGUUUACGGGGAGGAUGAAGGUGGUGAAGUGUAUGAAGACCUAAUGAAAGCUGAAGCAGCACAUCAACCUAAGUAUCCUGAGAAUGACAUAAGAUGCUGCUGCCUUUCCGAAAUAAAACAGACUGAAGAGAAAUACACAGAAACUUUGGAGUCCAUAGAAAAGUAUUUUAUGGUGCCAUUGAAAAGGUUUCUAACACCAUCUGAAUUUGAGACUAUAUUUAUCAACAUAACUGAUUUGGUGAAAAUCCACAGAAGUUUAACACAGGAUAUUCAUGAGUCAAUUGCAAACAAAAAUGACCAAAAUCUGUAUCAAAUUUUUAUUAGCUACAAGGAAAGGUUGGUCAUCUAUGGGCAAUACUGCAGUCAGGUAGAAAUAGCCAUAUCCUGUUUAGACAGUAUCUCCAAGACGAAAGAAGAUGUUAAGUUGAAACUGGAGGAAUGUUCGAAAAGAGCCAAUAAUGGGAAGUUUACUUUGCGGGAUCUUCUUGUGGUUCCUAUGCAGCGAGUUCUGAAAUACCAUCUACUGCUUCAGGAGCUGGUGAAACACACAACUGACCCAAUGGAGAAGGCCAACUUAAAGCUUGCCCUUGAUGCAAUGAAGGACUUGGCACAGUAUGUAAAUGAAGUGAAGAGAGAUAAUGAAACUCUCCGUGAAAUUAGACAAUUUCAGUCUUCAAUAGAGAAUUUGAACCAGUCACUUUUACUGUAUGGAAGACCACAAGGUGAUGGUGAAAUAAGGAUAACGACCCUGGACAAACGGGCAAGGCAAGAUAGGCAUAUCUUUUUAUUUGAUCUGGCUGUAAUUGUAUGCAAACGGCGGGGUGAUAAUUACGAAAUGAAGGAUAUAAUUGAUCUUCAGGAAUACAAAAUAGCCAACAACCCUACAACAGAUAAAGAGAACAAAAAGUGGUCUUAUGGCUUCUACCUCAUCCACAUACAAGGGCAGAAUGGGCUGGAACUCUACUGCAAAACGAAAGAUUUGAAGAAAAAAUGGCUUGAGCAGUUUGAAAUGGCACUAUCCAAUAUAAGGCCUCAUUAUGUAGAAACAAGUACUCAUGACUUCAAAAUGCACACCUUCGCUCGUGUAACAUCUUGCAAAGUCUGUCAGAUGCUUCUGAGAGGAACAUUUUGUCAAGGCUAUUUAUGUUCCAAAUGUGGAGCUGGAGCUCACAAAGAAUGUUUGGGAAGACUAGACAAUUGUGGCAGAGUUAAUUUGGGUGAACAUGGGACCCUGAAACACGAGAAACGGCCAAAUGGACUUCGAAACAGCUCCAGGCUUAUGGACCCAGGCUUACCAAAAAUGCAAGUAAUUAGAAACUACAGCGGGAUACCACAGCCAGCUCCACAUGAUGGCCCUCCACUACACAUCCAGACUGGGGACAUAGUUGAACUCAUCAGAGGAGAUGCACAUAGUCUAUUUUGGCAGGGUAGAAAUUUAGUGACAGGGGAGCUUGGUUUCUUUCCAAGUGAUGCAGUAAAACCUUGCCCAUGUGUUCCUAAACCAGCAGACUACUCUUCUCAACCAUGGUAUGCAGGAGCAAUGGAAAGGCUGCAAGCAGAGACUGAACUUAUUAACCGGAUAAAUAGCACUUACCUAGUGCGAUAUAGGACUAAAGAGUCAGGAGAAUAUGCCAUUAGCAUUAAGUACAAUAAUGAAGUGAAGCACAUCAAGAUUUUAACAAGAGAUGGCUUUUUUCACAUUGCAGAAAAUAGAAAAUUUAAAAGUUUAAUGGAACUUGUGGAGUACUACAAGCAUCACUCUCUCAAAGAAGGCUUCAGAAGUUUGGACACAACUCUCCAGUACCCAUAUAAGGAAUAUGAACAUUCAAUUGACCAAAGGAGUAACCGACCAACUAGCAACUUGCUGAGUCCCAAGGUUCUUGGUAUUGCUAUUGCCCGCUAUGACUUCUGUGCCAGAGACAUGCGUGAAUUGUCAUUGCUCAAAGGUGACAUUGUCAAAAUUUACACAAAGAUUAGUGCUAAUGGCUGGUGGAGAGGUGAAGUAAAUGGAAGGGUGGGCUGGUUUCCAUCAACCUAUGUUGAAGAGGAUGAAUGAUUUGGACAUUGUGUUGGGACUACUGAUUAUAAAUUUCAGGGACUAUAAAAACCAGCCAUCUGCAAAGCAUUAUUCCUCUUGUUAAGUAUUUGAAAUGCAGUGCUUCUGUCUUUCCAAACCCUCCAGUCUUAAUGCUGAGAUUACUGAAGAAGUUUCUGUUGACAGAAGAAUAUCCCAGUCAGAUGUAUACAAAGAAACUGCUUGCCUGCCUGCCUGCUUGCCACCACUGGGGACCAAUGCCAAACUCUAACCCCAGCUUCCUGAAAAAAUGCUUCAAAGCAGACUUUGGGGGGGAAAUGCUUUUUUUCAUUCCAUCUUGUUCUAUGCAGUGAAUACUAAGUACUGAUGGCAAUUGACUAUAUUUUAUGAUUUCU